AUGGACCGGAGGAAUGAUAUCAGUAAGGGUGUGCAACCAGACUGGGUCAACCCGGUUCCCGGUUCGGCCCACCUGGAAAACAGGGUCAGGAACCGGUUCCAGUUGAAAUCGGUCCGGGAACUGUCUUCACUCUCACGCCGCUCGUCGCUCUCAGCCUCUCACCUCCGCCGAUCCAUCGAGCGCCGCAUUGCCGACGCUGCCUCCACUCGCCCACCUGGUCCCGGCCAUCCUCGCCACCCUGGCGCCAUCGGCCUCGGACACAAACGUGACGGCGCUCCUCGUCUCAAGUGGCGUCAUCAAAACGCACUAGUUGGUGUUGGACAAGGGCUUGACAGUGUUCGCGCCCAACGUGAGCUCAUGUCGCUCCUGUUGUACCACGCGGUGGUGGACUACACCCUGAUCGGGUCCCUGAAGACGAGCAACGCCCCGAUCAGCACUCUCACCACAAACAGCGCCGGGAAGUACGAUUUCACCGUGAAGACCACUAGCGACUCCAUCGCGCUCGAUACUGGGGUCGACUCCUCACUGGAUGAGAUGUUAAGACAGAGAUUCAUGGUUUAUUAGCAAGAUGUGAAAUGUGCACGUUCAGAAAAAUUUUGCAAAACAGGUUCCAAUAUAAACAGGGUUAACCCUGUUCUUGUUCUUGCUGCUGUUUCUGUUGCUGUUGACAUCAAGUCAAGGAGGGCAAGUGGGCUGGGGUUGGCUUUGUCAGCCUGAUCUAUCGUUAAUUGUUUUGCUGAAAUUGAGGUUAUCAGAAGAGAAAUCAAUGUUUUGUUGCCAAACAUUGGUGUUUUAUAUCCUAGAAAAUUUGACUUCAAAGAUUGUUCUUUGUUUGGAUACUUCAUUUUAUUCGCAUAUCGGAGUGUUCAUUGUCCUUUGGAUUGGAGUUGUUCUAAGCAUCUGAUUCAAUCUU
Molecule: messenger RNA, 913 nt
Organism: Eucalyptus grandis
Lineage: Eukaryota; Viridiplantae; Streptophyta; Magnoliopsida; Myrtales; Myrtaceae
Exons: 3
Coding region: 1-564 (187 amino acids)
Source: RefSeq, a predicted model, not a curated record